UGUUGCGUUUCGGAAUAUUAUUUUCCUUAUUAUUUAUAAUAACAUCAGCCAGUCAAAAUGGAAAGGAAGUUUGUACUCUCCUUUCCAUUUGUGAUAAUCUUAAAGCCUUGAAAUCCGAAGUUGCUGCUGUCCGUGCGGAGCAAAAACGGCAGGCGAUUAUUUUAGAAGGUUUAGGCAAAAAAUUCGACCUUUGUGUGCCCAAUUUAUACCCAGCAAACUGCGCUCAGACUUCUAAAAGUAAACUUACGAUACGCGUCCCCGAGUACAGUGAAGCCCCCUUUGAAGUGACCUGCGAUCAGAAAAGUCACGGUGGGGGCUGGACGGUAUUUCUGCGAAGAAACGAUGGUAGUCAGGACUUUUUCCUUGAAUGGAAGGACUACAAAAACGGAUUUGGCCUACUGGACAAUGAGUUUUUCAUGGGAAUGGACAAACUGCACGCAAUGACUGCAUCGGAGCCCCAGGAGCUUCUAGUCCUCCUGGAGGGUUAUAAAGAAGAUUAUCGCUACCAGCUGUACGACAAUUUUAAAAUCGGGGCCGAGGCUAACAACUACACUCUAGAAUCGGUGGGAUCAUCCCAUGGGGAUGCCGGGAAUUCACUGUAUAAUCACGUGGGCAUGAAAUUUACCACUAAGGAUCGUAAGAACCAUGGCACAUUAAAUACGAACUGUGCAGAAUUGUAUAAAGGUGCUUGGUGUUUUCGGAGUUGCUAUACAAGUCACUUGUGUGGUAAAUAUGGCGAAAACAAUAAUGCACAAGGAAUAGUUUGGGAAACAUUUGGAAAGAACAAUUACAAUCUAAAACGAGCCACCAUGAUGAUAAGGCCGAGAAGGUUUUCUUCUAAUUAGUUUUAAGCGCAUACCUUAAAUAAAAAAAAUGUCUUAAAUUGUUAUUUCCUUUGUUAAGUUCAACCGAAAAAAGGUCUUGCCGUGUACAAUGUA
Drosophila rhopaloa is the source of this 938-nucleotide messenger RNA. Its product is annotated as ficolin-2-like. The transcript is spliced from 3 exons. The coding region runs from base 417 to 845 and encodes 142 amino acids. The record is from RefSeq and is a predicted model, not a curated record. Lineage: Eukaryota; Metazoa; Arthropoda; Insecta; Diptera; Drosophilidae.